ACUGGAUAAGGCGCCUCCGGCAGACAGGACGGUCGUCGAUCCCUACAUAAGCAGGCGGCGUCCCCCCUACCCGCCAUCUCCGGCCAACGGCACUGUUGCGAUCUCCAAGCGCGGCGUUUCCUUCGCAGCUUAGCUAUGGCGACGGAAAAAGAACCCGACGAAGGACAAAGGAAACAGGCUUUGAGGCGUUAGACCGGAGGUUCGCUCAAGCCGAAUCCGUUCUUCGCCGUCAAUAGGAGCUCCUGAGCAAGAAGCAAAGAACUAAUACUAGCGCCACUUCUACUUGAAAUCAAACUCCUGAUAAAAUCGCUCAGAAACAGCUUGUCCCCAACACACAGACUUCGAACACACCAUCUAAGAAAGGUUAGUUUUUUGUGUCUAAAUCAAUAAAAAUUCCAUCUUGAAAUUAUGCCCCCCACCCCCACACAAUUUUUUGGUUUUUGUGUGCCCUAAUGCGCAUUUAGUAAAACCCAGUUUUUUAAUGUUAGAUUAUGUUAUGAGUAUAUAGCCUUUAGUGGGUUGAAUUGGUUCUUUGACAUGAUUAGAGAGCCUUCUUGGCCAAGAGAGGUCACUAGUUUGAAAACCAUGAUUGAGUUGGUGAAUUGAUGAACUAUAUAUAAAGAUAGAAAACUGUGGGUCAUUCAUUACUGAUGUUGGGAUUUGAUUUCUUGAGCCUAUAAAGAUGAAGAAUUAAGUGUUUCCACAUUCUUUUACUAAGCAUGCACUAGAGCUAUGAAGCAGCAGUGUGUUACCAUUACUUCACUGUGUGGGUGUGUGUGGGUGUGUGCUCUUCAACAUGGAUUGAGUUCUGACUUCCUAUUAUUUGCUAGUUGAAGCUUGUGAAAAAAGAUCUUUCUAUGUAUAUGAUGCUUGUUUAAUUUCAUGCUUUUUUUAGGAAUUGUUUCAUUUAUAGGUCUUUCCUCAUCACAUGCAUGGUAUACUCCUAAUUCAAACUUUUAUUUUUUCACUUUGAGGUAUUAAUAAAAGCAAUGUUUCUUAUUGGGUGAUCAUUUCUAUGUGCUGAGAUGUUCNUAGAAUCAGAUUAUCCGGCAUACCUCCAACUUGCUCAUUCAGUUGAUAUGAAUCUUCUUUCGACGGUUGGCGAGGCAUGAGAUCUACAAACCAAUGCAUGAAAUGUGGAAGUGCUACAUAUAGAAACUUAUAAGAAGUGCUGGGAAAAACCAGAUGACACAAACUCUCCUGAAUGUAGACUAUUACGGUGCACAAAUUCUUGUUGCAGAGUGCAAGUUAGAUGGGUAUACUGGACUGUGUGGUAUCAUAAUCCGCGAAACUGCAGAAACAUUUGGAAUAAUAACAGAAGACAAUAGAUUCAAAGUUGUGCCAAAGAAGCUCUCUGUCUUCAUGCUUCAAGUGGAUUCAUGGAAGGUUACAAUGACCGGCGACAAACUUGCUUCAAGAAGCAUGGUUUCAUAGGUGAUUUGUAGUAUUAAUUUUUAGCUGUUUUUUGUAGAAUGCAUAUUACACAUCUUGCAGAACAUGUGACAUUAACUUUUGAUUUCAUGACUUACAUCUGGAAUAGAAGAGACAUGCCCAAAAUUAAAAGAAUAAAAAAUCU
Molecule: messenger RNA, 1576 nt
Organism: Cuscuta campestris
Lineage: Eukaryota; Viridiplantae; Streptophyta; Magnoliopsida; Solanales; Convolvulaceae
Source: the annotation of a GenBank genome assembly